Molecule: messenger RNA, 234 nt
Organism: Molossus molossus (Pallas's mastiff bat)
Lineage: Eukaryota; Metazoa; Chordata; Mammalia; Chiroptera; Molossidae
Product: dynein light chain 1, cytoplasmic-like
Exons: 1
Coding region: 1-234 (77 amino acids)
Biological process (GO): microtubule-based process; cilium assembly
Cellular component (GO): cytoplasmic dynein complex
Molecular function (GO): dynein intermediate chain binding; dynein light intermediate chain binding
Source: RefSeq, a predicted model, not a curated record
AUGUGCGACAGAAAGGCGGUGAUCAAAAACGCAGGUAUGUCAGAGAUGGGACAGGACUCCGUGAAAUGUGCUCCUCAGGCACUGGAGAACUGUAACACAGAGGAUACUGCUGCCCAUAUUAGGGAGUUGGACCUUCAGUACCACUCCGCCUGGUGCUGCGUCGUGGGGAGGAGCGUCAGCGAUGCCGUGACACAUGAAACAAGCUCGGCAUCUGCUUCUAUCUGGGCCAAGUGA